This is a messenger RNA of Cyprinodon variegatus (sheepshead minnow), 560 nucleotides long. It is a transcript of the gene pvalb5, whose product is annotated as parvalbumin beta-like. Gene Ontology annotation, molecular function: calcium ion binding. Bases 149 to 475 code for a protein of 108 amino acids. The record is from RefSeq and is a predicted model, not a curated record. Gene Ontology annotation, cellular component: nucleus; cytoplasm. The transcript has 5 exons. NCBI's taxonomy places the organism in Eukaryota, Metazoa, Chordata, Actinopteri, Cyprinodontiformes, Cyprinodontidae.
AGGUUGCUUCUUACUCUCCAGAUCACGAAUCUGCAACAGAGUGUCUGUGACUCGGGUGCAUAGCAAACGAGGCAGAGAUCCACAACAUCAUCUGCUCCGAGAGUGAAAGCAUCACCCACACGUCUCCCUAAGGUAGCCCCUGAGGAAAAUGGCAUUCGCUGGGAUGUUGAGUGAUGAGGACAUCAAUGCUGCAGUCCAAGCUUGUCAAGCUCCGGGCACAUUUGACUUCAAGUUGUUCUUCACACAAGUUGGACUGACUGGCUUGUCUGAGACAGACAGGAAAAAAGUGUUUACAGUCCUGGAUCAAGACAAGAGCGGAUUCAUUGAGGAGGAGGAGCUGAAAUUGUUCCUUCAGAACUUCUGCCCAGCUGCCAGGGAGCUGACAGUGGCCGAAACAAAGACGCUGAUGGCAGCAGGGGAUAAAGACAGUGAUGGCAAAAUUGGAAUAGACGAGUUCUGUGAUCUUUUAAACUGAAGAAAUAAAUUCACAAGACCAGAUCCCUGUGCUCCUUCUCUGAUUCCCAGUGGGAUUAUUUUCCCUCCACAAUGAAUAAUGGAAA